AUGAUUCCUAUGGUUUCUUCCCACAAAACACAUGAGAAAACCACAACUAAACUGAUUGUAAAUAAUACACAAAAAAUCAACCAAACAAUAAUCUAUUCGAAACCUUCAGACAUGCCAUUGAACAAAGCUCCAACAUCAAAAAUUUCCAAGAGAAGAAAGAUGCGAACUAACCACACUACAUCCCUUCCAGAACUCAACACUCUUCUUUCCAAUCUAACCAUCACAACCUCCUCACUUAUUCGAAACUCCACAAACGAAACUUCCCAACAUGCAUCACCAACACAUGCCCCACAUGUUCCUCAUCACACCCUGAACCAAUCAACCAGCCACUCCCUUCCACUCACUCAAACUUUAUCCACUCUCUCCCAGACCUCACAACAUGCAACACAUCUCAAAAAUUUUUGUUUCAGUAAAAUUUCAGAAUUCAAAUCGAGCGGUGGAGCCACAACAGCAGGAGAUGUCGAAAUGUGCAUGGAGGAGGUUACAUUUGAGAUGGUUCAGGAAUUAUAUGAGAAAAUGAUGAGGGUUCAGGAAGAGUUGGCUGAUGCAUUGUUGGAGAUUGAGGAAAUGAGACGGGAAGAGAUUAGGAUAGAAAUUGGAAGAAUGGUUUCGAAUGUGGUGGAGAAUGGAAAUUAA
This is a messenger RNA of Naegleria gruberi, 636 nucleotides long. RefSeq lists its product as uncharacterized. NCBI's taxonomy places the organism in Eukaryota, Heterolobosea, Eutetramitea, Acrasida, Naegleriidae. The transcript has a single exon. The coding region runs from base 1 to 636 and encodes 211 amino acids. The record is from RefSeq and is a predicted model, not a curated record.